This is a messenger RNA of Ostertagia ostertagi, 333 nucleotides long. NCBI's taxonomy places the organism in Eukaryota, Metazoa, Nematoda, Chromadorea, Rhabditida, Trichostrongylidae. The record is from the annotation of a GenBank genome assembly.
AUGCCGAGGCUUGAAAAGCAUAUCACGGAAAGGAACCUGGAGGCAAUCUUCGAACACCUUCACACUGACUGUGUGGUUGUGCAAAAAAACAAAGAGGUCUCUUAUGGAAAGGAACAGAUCGGUACAAAAAUGAAGAAAUUUCUCGAAGAGCACCAACCGAAGAAUCUCAAGAGAUCGAACGCUACAUAUUGUGGUUGUGAAUGUUGUAUUUGUGUGUCUGUUGAGGUCGGUUUCGAUACGCCAAAAGGGCCGGCUAAAGUGGUUGAGCAUCACAUUUGGAAGAAGCAGAACAACGAAUGGAAAUUGUACCAUAUUGAGUACGAAUUGUCUUAA